CCGGCCGGGCACGGCCUCAGGAGCGCUCCUCACUGCGCCGUGACAGCGGCAGCGGCGCCCUCAGCCCCGGCGCCCUCAGCGGGGCCGCUCCCACAGCCCCGGCGCCCUCAGCGGGGCCGCUCCCACGGCCCGCACCGCGCCACGAGAGGCGCCGGGGCUGGCGGGGCCGCGCCGGGCCGGGCCAGGCUGAGGGGCUGGGCCAGGCCGAGGAGAGAACAGGGUCAGAAUUAGCGUUGAUUGCACCUUCAGCUCCGCUGGGCGGACUUAGAGCGAGUUAAAUGCAAGCAGCCAAAUUCUCUUCCCAGUGCUUCAGUCCAUGUCUGAGUCUGUUUAGAAGAGCAAAGCUGCAGGUGUGUCUGCACAGCUCCUGGUGGCAGCAGGAUCCCCCAGACAUCGGCAGCAGCUGACACCUUCACUGUCCUCCCUCGAGAAGCAAGAGCUUGGGCUGCAUCUCUGAGUUUAGACCUCCAGCCUCAGCAUCCUGACCUGGUGCCACCUUUGGGAAGAUGAAUCAGGACAGUUACUCAAGUGAGCAGCCCACGGGCCAGGACCCACUCCUACUGCUGAAAACCCUUCAGCUUCUCUGGACAAAGCAAGAGCUGGGGAAGCUCAAGGAAGAAAUCAGGCGGGGCUUUGCCAGACUGGAGGACCCUUUGGCAGGAUUCCUGGCCAUGCUGGAGAGCAGCAGUGAUUGGAAGGGGAAAGGGCAUUCCCUGGGGUAUUGCAUCACCACGGAGCUGCAGCUUUGGAUAAAAACGCAUCCUGCUGUCCCACAGUCUGGCACCAAGCUGAAGAAGCUGCAGGCCCGUGUGCUCGGAAUGCUCUCCCAGUGCCCAACUAAUCUGCUUGACCCCCUGAUUAGCAUUUACCAGCUCCACACAGCGGACCGGAACUGUUUGCUUGAGCAUGUCAGUCAUCUUUAUCUCCAGGGCAGUUACAAAGAGGCAGCCAUACUGAGUAUUAAGCUGAAAUUACAGCCAGAUCAAGAUGUAGAGAAGAUGUGUACCCCACUACUGCUCCAGGAUAAAGCUAACUUGGUGGAAGAUUAUGUGGCAGAAUAUCCUGAGCUCCAGAGGAAGCUCUUGCAGACCCUGGACAAGUGGUGUGACCCCAGCUUCAAUAUCAGGGACAUCACAAGACCAUAUCAAGGCCUGUCCAGGUGCAAACCCGAAAAGUUGAACCGCAGAGUGCUCAGCAAGUUGGUCUUCAGGCUCCUGGAGAGAUUCAGUGUUGACCCAGCUCUCUGCCCCAAUGUUAUAAAUCAACGGCACUUGAGAACCCUGAAUUACCUCUUUUACAAGAGAUUUGUUGAGAAAACCAUGUCUGAGGAGAAUUGGGCAGACCAUAUUCAGAGCACGGUGGGGGAGAACCGCUGGCUGCAGGCGCAGCUGGUGCAGGCGCUGCUGCGGCACUGCGGCGCGCGCGGGGCCGCGCGCUGGGCACGGCGCUGCCGCCUGCCCCCCGAGCUGCUGCAGGGCCUGCCUGAGGAGCUGCACGUCCAGGACAGGGUAGAAGAGGUCACAAAAGCAGACAAUUAUGAGGCCAGUAAGAAGAAGGACUAUUACCAGAUUCCUAUUUCACGGGAAAAGAUUCACUUUCUGCAGACAUGGGAGGAGACCCUGCAGUGCUGGGAGAAGGUGCUGCAGCCUGGACAGGUGGUUGGAGUGGACAUGGAGUGGAAGCCUUCCUUUGGCAUGGUGGGGAAGCCCCGUGUCGCCCUCCUGCAGCUUGCACUGAAGGAUGAGGUGUUCCUGCUGGACCUGCCACAGCUCCUCGAGCAAGCUGAGGCUGAGGGAGAGAAGGAGAAGCUUCCCCGUUUCAUCCAGAUGCUCUAUUCAGACUCAGCCAUCACUAAACUAGGUUAUGGGAUGUCUGGAGACCUCAGCAGCCUUGCAGCCACAUGUUCUCCUCUGAAAGACAUGGAGAAGCAAAUGCAAGGUGUGGUGGAUCUUCUUGCAGUGGACAAACAACUGCAGUGGGGGAAGGACGGCCGGAAGGUCGAUGGACUGUCCCCAGAGCACAGGCACCAGGAGAAGGGGCUCAGCCUGCUGGUGCAGCACGUGCUGGGGAAGCCUCUGGACAAAACAGAGCAGCUGUCAAACUGGGAGAAGCGGCCACUCCGGGAGGAGCAGAUCCUCUAUGCAGCCUCAGAUGCCUACUGCUUGCUGGAGAUCUAUGAGAGGCUCUGCAAGGACCCCGAGAGCUUCGGGCUGGGCUCCGACCUGACAGACAGUCUGAUGGGAAAGCAGAGCAAAAAGCCCAGGGAAAAGAAGCAGCUGAAUAAACAAGAAGCAUCAUCACCUUCUGGACAGGAGUGCCAAGGACCCAGAAGAGAGCCCUCAGGCCCCCCUGCCCCCCUCUCCCCCCGGGAGUUCAGCGUGGUGUGUGACAACAUGCUGCAGGGCCUGGGGCGCUACCUGCGCUGCCUGGGCGUGGAUGUCCGGCUGCUGGGCUCUGAGGAUGACCACAGGAAAGCUGCUGAGAUUGCCCGACAGGAAGGAAGAGUCAUUUUGACCUCUGGACUCCCAUAUCAGACUCUGCGCUCCCAGGUGGGAGAAGGAAGGUGUUUCUCUGUCAACUGCUGCCAGAAGGCAAAGGAGCAGGCGCUGCAGGUGCUGAAGCACUUCAACGUGCAGGUGUCCCCGGGUGACAUCUUCAGCCGCUGCCAGGUGUGCAAUUGCAACAAGUACCUGAAGGUCUCACGGGAGAGGAUGAGGCAGCUGGUGGAGAGCAGCAGACAAGCAGCAGGGGAGCACAGUGCAGGCUGCCCAGGGAGCCAGAGCUGCGAUGCCACCGUGCCAGUUUGUGACACAGCCCAGCCUGGCCGUGCCCCACGUGGCGAGGAGGCAGAGGGGAUGGAGCAGUGCAGGGCAGCCACGGUGCUGGCAGGGGACACGGUCCUGCAGGUCGCUGCCAUCCCCCCCAGGGUGCUGGACAGAGCUGAACUCACUCACUUCUACUGCUGCUCCCGCUGUGGGAAGGUGUUUUGGGAAGGGUCCCAUUUUGGACGCGUUGUCUCCCAGUUUCAGGGUGUGCUUGUGGUCCCUGGGGACACACAGAGUGUCUAUGAGCUGAGCUGAGCUGAGGGGAAGCACAGGGGCUCCACAGGGGAAUGGGGGCUGCCUGGGGAGCCUCAGCAGAUUUUGGGCCCUGGGGAGGGAGGAGCUCUCAUUUUGGGAUCCCCCACGGAGAGCACUGUCACAGAUGCACCAGUGGUUUGCAGCAGCCCAAAAGUACAUGGCCUCCCUGAGAUCAUUAAAACAGAGGUGGCUGAAGAAUGGACCCUUUGUUUUAUUUCUACCCCUCUCCAACCUACUCAUGGCGAGAUGCUGGCAGAGCUCUGCUGACCAAAACCCCACCCCAUCAGUGCUGACCCCAGCACACCCACUCACCCAGUGCCCCUCUGCCCACUCACUCAGGGGGAGCAGGAGCUGCAUCCCCAACAGCAGCACAGGGCAGAGAGCAUCCUGAGCACUCCCAGGCUGUGGAAACAGCAAAAGGCAACCAUCCCCACACUGCAAUACUGGGCACUGACAGCCCAAGCACUCAGGCUCCACACAGGCUCACCCUUGUGUCAGCAUCCUGCUUCUUUGGGGUUUGUUCUGGGAGGGCAGACACUGGGGACGAGGCAAAGCAGGAAUGGUGCAGAGCCUCCAGCCACCAGCCCUCACACAGUGUGUUGCUUCGUCACACCAUGAAAUAAACCUCUCCAAAAUGGGGUGAACCUUUCCACACCCUCUUUAGGGGAAGCUGCUGAGCCAAAUGCACAUCUGACCACUUUUGGGCACUUCUGGCCUUUGCUAGCUGGCUUUUCCAGAGCUGUGGUUUGACAUUUAUCUGCCAGUGCAACCACUGUGGAGAGGAGCUCACAGGAGAUGGAGACACAUGGUCCUGUCCCUCCCCUAGGGACAGCUGCCAAGGAGGUGCCUUCCUUCUGACCCCUGGGGACAGUAGGGUCACCUCCUGGCCAACUCCAGGACUUUAUCUGCUUGAGAGCUCCCCCAGUUUAGGGGUGAGCUCUUGUGUCUCAGUCAGGGCUGUGCUAGGGCAGAAUCCCAUGGCUGGGACCCAGGGCAGAAUUCAGCAAGUGGUGUGUGCCUGUGAACUUGGCAUGAAACAGCUCCUAGAGGUUUCUGUCCAGAUGUGCUGGCACCCAGCACAGCACCCUCUCCUUCCUGCUGCCCACAGGAGGUGGUGCUGUGGUAGGAAGUGUGCAGCAAGGUCACCUCCAGUCAUAGAGAUGGUCAACAGCAAAUUCCACAUCAGAUCAGCCUUGAGGAGCAUCCAGGAGGUAAUAAAUUGUCCUUUUUGAAUAGUGGAUACAUAUCAAAGGGAAUUAAAGCAGCUUUCUAAUUAGCUUACAAUAUUGUUUCCUUAUCUGGCUGCU
Oenanthe melanoleuca is the source of this 4387-nucleotide messenger RNA. It is a transcript of the gene EXD3, whose product is annotated as exonuclease 3'-5' domain containing 3. The record is from RefSeq and is a predicted model, not a curated record. Gene Ontology annotation, biological process: nucleobase-containing compound metabolic process. Gene Ontology annotation, molecular function: nucleic acid binding; 3'-5' exonuclease activity. The transcript is spliced from 23 exons. Bases 507 to 3080 code for a protein of 857 amino acids. NCBI's taxonomy places the organism in Eukaryota, Metazoa, Chordata, Aves, Passeriformes, Muscicapidae.